UAUGUGGAAGCCAUUUAUCUUCGGAUUCUGAGGAUUCUGUGGCCAAACCAAGAGGCACGUUUUACAGAAGAGUGUGGGGAGCAGAAGUGGAUCUGCCAGAAGCCAUCUGGAAAGGAACUAUGGAGAACCGAGGGGGACACUAUCUGCAGACAAGGCAAGUCCUGCUUCUCUUUGUUUUCCUAGGAAUGUCUCAAGCACACUCUGAGGCUGGGAGACUUUCAGUGGUGGAGGAAACGCUGAGUGGGGCCUUGGUAGGGAAUUUGGUAAAGGAACUGGGGCUUGAGGUGGGUGAGCUGUCUGCACGAGGGGCUCAGGUGGCCUCUAAUGAUAACAAACUGCCUUUGCAAUUAAACAUAAAUACAGGAGAUUUGCUCCUAAGCGAACCGCUGGACCGUGAGGAGCUGUGCGGCUCCACUGAGCCCUGCGUGCUCCAUUUCCAGGUGUUACUGAAAAGCCCCUUAAAGAUUUUGCAAUUUGAGCUUCAGGUCAUGGAUGUAAAUGACAACUCCCCCGUAUUCUUGGAAAAGGAAAUGGUUUUAGAAAUCCCAGAGAACAGCCCUGUUGGUGCUGUGUUCUUACUAGAAAGUGCGACCGAUUUAGAUGUAGGAAUCAACACUGUUAAAAGCUAUGCGAUAAGCCAGAGCUCUCAUUUCCACAUUACAAUGAGAGUUAAUCCCGACGGCAGGAAAUACCCAGAGUUAGUUUUGGACAAGGCGCUGGAUUACGAGGAGCAGUCUGAGCUCAAUCUCAUCCUCACUGCUUUGGAUGCAGGAACGCCACCCAGGUCUGGGACUGCCUUGGUUCGAGUGGAAGUCAUAGAUAUUAAUGACAACUCCCCCGAGUUUGACCACAUGUUCUAUGAAGUGACGAUUCCAGAGAAUAGCAUGCUUGGCUCGCUGAUUAUUACUGCAUCAGCGAGGGAUUUAGACUCGGGAAUUAAUGGUGAACUAUCGUAUGCCUUUUUUCAUGCAUCAGAUGAUAUUCGAAAAACAUUUGCAAUUAAUAAAAAUUCUGGAGAAAUAAGUUUAAUAGGAUAUUUGGACUUUGAAGCCAUUGAAUCCUACUCAAUAAUCAUUAAAGCUACUGAUCGGGGAGGACUUUUUGGGAAAUCUACACUAAGAAUUCAGGUGAUGGAUGUAAACGACAAUUUCCCUGAAAUCAUUGUGUCAUCAUUUACCAGUCCAAUCCCAGAAAAUACUGCAGAGAGUUUAGUUAUGGUUUUCAGUAUUCGAGACAAGGACUCAGAAGAGAACAGCAAGAUGGUUUGUUCUAUUCCAGAGGAUCUCCCGUUUGUGCUAAAAUCUUCUAUUGAAAAUUACUACCACUUAGAAACGGAAGGAGCACUGGACAGAGAGAGCAGAGCUGAAUACAACAUCACUAUCUCUGUCACGGACCUGGGCACACCCAGGCUCACAACCCAGCACACCAUAACAGUGCAGGUGUCCGACAUCAAUGACAACGCCCCUGCCUUCACCCAAACCUCAUACACCAUGUUUGUCCACGAGAACAACAGCCCCGCCCUACACAUAGGGACCAUCAGUGCCACAGACUCUGACUCAGGCUCCAAUGCCCACAUUACCUACUCGCUAUUGUCGGCUCAGGACCCACAGCUGGCCCUCGACUCCCUAAUCUCCAUCAACGCAGACAACGGGCAGCUGUUCCUUCUUAGGGCUCUGGACUUUGAGGCCAUACAGGCCUUCGAAUUCCUCGUGGGUGCAUCAGACCGAGGCUCGCCCGCGCUCAGCAGCCAGGGUCUGGUGCGGGUUGUGGUGCUGGACGACAAUGACAAUGAGCCCUUCGUGCUCUACCCUCUGCAGAACUCCUCGGCAUCUUGCACUGAGCUGCUACCCAGAGCUGCGGAACCAGGCUACUUGGUCACCAAGGUGGUGGCAGUGGACCGCGACUCUGGCCAGAACGCCUGGCUGUCCUUCCAGCUGCUCAGGGCCACAGAGCCAGGGCUGUUCAGCGUGUGGGCGCACAAUGGCGAGGUGCGCACCACCAGGCUGCUGAGUGAGCGCGAUGUGCCCAAGCACAGGCUGGUGCUGCUGGUCAAGGACAAUGGCGAUCCUCCUCGCUCUGCCAGUGUCACUCUGCACGUGCUAGUGGUGGAUGGCUUCUCUCAGCCCUACCUGCCUCUGCCAGAGGUGGCGCGGGACUCUGUGCAGGAUGUUGAUGAUGUGCUCACGCUGUACCUGGUUAUUGCUUUGGCGUCUGUGUCUUCGCUCUUCCUCCUGUCUGUAAUGCUGUUCGUGGGAGUGAGGCUGUGCAGGAGGGCCAGGGCAGCCUCUCUGGGUGGCUGUACUGUGCCUGAGGGACACUUUCCUGAUCAUCUUGUGGAUAUUAGCGGUGCGGGAACUCUAUCCCAGAGCUACCAGUAUGAGGUGUGUCUGAUGGGAGGUAGUGGGACAAAUGAGUUCAGAUUCUUGAAGCCAGUUUCCCCCAGUUUACAACCCCAGUUCCCUGGGAAAGAAAGGGAGGAAAGUCCUUCUUUGCGCAAUAGUUUCGGGUUAUUUAGUGACUGUAAUUGAUGGCGUAUUUCAUUUUGUGGCUAUUCCAUGCUAAUGUGUAUUUCUCCAAAUUUGCAUGAUCUUCAAAUCGAGUGUUUGCAUUUUAUUAUGUCCCUCCCACUUUUCAGCUUAUGCCAGCACUUAUAAUUAGAUGGUAAUUUAUUCUGUAGCCUAUUCCUGGGAUGACCUAACUUGUAAAUAAUUUACCCUGUCCCCCUUCCCAUUUUUCUUUUCCAGUUGCACUUUCACCUGCAGUUUUGCUUAUGAUGAAAUAAAC
Messenger RNA from Grammomys surdaster, 2784 nucleotides. RefSeq names its product protocadherin beta-12-like. Gene Ontology annotation, molecular function: calcium ion binding. Gene Ontology annotation, biological process: homophilic cell-cell adhesion. The record is from RefSeq and is a predicted model, not a curated record. Bases 120 to 2528 code for a protein of 802 amino acids. The transcript has a single exon. Gene Ontology annotation, cellular component: plasma membrane. Lineage: Eukaryota; Metazoa; Chordata; Mammalia; Rodentia; Muridae.